ACAUCGGAGAAACGAACGGCCGCUAAGUUCAUUCGAGUCGGCUUGUCGUCGUCGUGGUGGGUGGUGAAAGGUAUGGUCUAAAGUAUUUAUGUAACUUCACUUUGAUGAAGCGGAAAACAGCCGGUCGCUGUCACCGGACCAGGACGACGGAUAAGGCUCGCCAGACGAGCGAGGUCACGAGGUUGUACGCGGAUCGACCGCUGAAUUAGGAUCCUCUGAGAGGAUGGGCUCUGGCCAGAGCGCUCGGAAGCUGACCAUCUCGAACGAGGAGGAGGUCGGGGUGAUCAAGGUAUCGAACGCGAUUGUGCAGCGUCUCGCCCAGAAUGAGAAAUCGCGGUCCUGCGAACCGUCGCCGCCGCCGUCGCCGGGCGCGAAACCCACCGCCGCGCCGACUCAACACCCGGCGGCACCUCCCGGUGCCGCGACAGCCGCGCCUCAGGCCGGCGAAGCGACGCCUGGGCAGCCGGUGUAUUAUUAUCCGGACUUAACCAUGUCAGCCCUUCAAAUGCAGCAGCAGAUGGAAGAGGAGCUGAAGCGGCAGGAUCAGCACUGGCAGAAGCGCCUGCAGAAUCUGGAGGACGGUUACAAAAAGAUCAAUCACAUCUUGAAAAAAGAGUACCAGAAGACAGCUGACGAGACUUCUAUCACUGGACAGAAAAUUGACGAAAUUCAGAAUACAGUGCAACCAUGUUUGGAGAACAGUAACAAGGUCCUGAAGUGUUUCCAGGACCAUCCCAAGGAGACUCUUAAAUGUUCGAACUUGGUGGAAGAGUUUUCCAACUGUGUCUGGAACGUGCACUAUUCGCGCGUGAUCGAAACACGUUCGUAAUACGUUCUAUUUGUGCGUCACGUGGAUCCCCAAAGGACAUUUAGUUGAGAAUUAAUAAAAUUGUACAUCAAAGUGUAAAGUCUAAAUUGCUUAAUAUCAGCAGAAUUGUCGCUGAUGGAGAAAGUAGUACACAUAAAGCAGAGUACAUGAGGAAAAAUGUAAAAAAUAAAUGAAAUAUAUUGAUUUAUAAUAAAAAUGAUUGUUACAUAUGCGAGAUAAAUAUUGUUAAGCCAAAGAACACACAAAGUACAUUUUUUUCAUUAAUAAGUACUUAUCCCAGAUCUAAUCAGCAUUCAGCAAUAGAGUUUAUAAUACCGCAUGUGGCUAAAAAUUUAUUAACUAAAAUAAUGAAAUAAUAAGUGACAGUUGACACGCCUGAUUGAAAUAAUUUGUAUGUACAUAUAUUACUUCUCCGAAAGGAAAUACAAAACUGUAACGAAAACUUUAUAGAAUACUUAAAAUUACAUGAUUAAUUAUUCAUAAAAAUAAACGAGAAUGUAUCACGAA
Molecule: messenger RNA, 1336 nt
Organism: Wasmannia auropunctata (little fire ant)
Lineage: Eukaryota; Metazoa; Arthropoda; Insecta; Hymenoptera; Formicidae
Gene: Chchd3
Product: MICOS complex subunit mic25
Exons: 3
Coding region: 224-829 (201 amino acids)
Biological process (GO): inner mitochondrial membrane organization
Cellular component (GO): MICOS complex
Source: RefSeq, a predicted model, not a curated record